AUGCAAAUUGGUAUUAUUGGUGCUGGCAGAAUUGGUGCUUUCUUGGCGAAAUCUUUCACCCAACUCGGUCAUUCUGUUAGAAUUUCAAACUCAAGAGGUCCAGAAACUUUGAAACAAGUCGAAAGUGAAACUGGCGCCACUGCUCUCCCAGUUGCAGAAGUUGUGAAAAAUGCACAACUAAUCAUUCUGACCAUUCCAACGAAAGGAGUUUUUCAAUUGGAUAGACAAUUAUUCGAAAGCGCAUUGGAAAAUGUCGUAAUUGUCGAUACGUGUAAUUAUAACCCAUCUAGAGAUGGCCCCAUUGAGGAAAUUCAAAAUGGGAAACUAAACCACACCGAAUGGAUUUCUCACUACUUUAAUCGUCCAAUGAUUAAGGCCUUUAACAAUAUUACAGAUUUCAGCUUAAAAUCAAAAGGAGGCAUUCAAAAUGCUCCAAACAGAGUUGCAAUUCCAGUUUCUGGUGAUAGUUUGAAAAGUAAGCAAUUGGUUUCGAAUAUAAUUGAAGAUUUAGGAUUCGAUGCGGUUGAUAUUGGUUCUUUGGCUGAUUCAUGGAAACAACAAAUGGGUGGUCCAAUGUAUUGUAAUGAUUUGAAUAGGGAAGAGUUGGAGAUUGCUGUUCAGAUUGCUAAUAGAUCGGUUAUGGAAGAGCAAUAUCUUGAGAUUUUCAAACAAUUAUACGAAUUCUCAAAUGAGUAUGUCGAGAAGAAUAAUUUGGAUAUUUCUGGAAGUAAUGCAGUUUUAUAUGUUAUGGAAAUGGGAGAUGCACAAGUUCAUAACGAAUUUAUUAGAAUAUUUAGAAAAUCAUUCACUAAUUUGCAAAAGUAA
Messenger RNA from Naegleria gruberi, 825 nucleotides. RefSeq lists its product as uncharacterized. The record is from RefSeq and is a predicted model, not a curated record. The transcript has a single exon. Bases 1 to 825 code for a protein of 274 amino acids. NCBI's taxonomy places the organism in Eukaryota, Heterolobosea, Eutetramitea, Acrasida, Naegleriidae.